ACACACACACACACACACACACACACAGAGUCAGGCGUGCGUGCACAUCAGUUUGCACAUGUGCAUGAAUGAAUGCAUACAUUUGUGCUGCAGUGUAUUAUAUUGUGUCUCAGCUUCAGCACUGAGUGAGCUGAGUGUGUCUGCUCUGUGGAGAUGUGUCCGUGUGCGAUUCUGCUGUGCUUCCCACUCGGUUUACCGCCUCAGCAGAUGAAACACCCCAUCGCCUCCCCGUCACCUCCCCGCCCCUGCGCCCGAACCAUCCGCAGACCGAGCCGAGGUUUGGAUGUGAGACCGGUUCUCCUGCAUUCGUGUGAGGUCACAGGUUAAUUUGAAAAACACACGGCCGUCACAUCUGAAACUGGAGCACACCGUGAAGUCAGCUUGUCUUUGUCCUGAGUGUCGCUGACACUACUGACUGACACAUCCUGUGUGUGAAAAAUAAUACAAACACUCAGUGAGGAGCACAGUGCUCCACAGAGCAGCACUCACAGAGGGGACAGGAACAUUCAUAUGAUUGUUUUAUAGCAGAGACAGCUGAGGAAACGAGAUACAGGGAGAGACAAUAAAGAUGAUCAGAGGGAGAAGUAGAACUGCAGGCAGACAGGCAGACCACAGCUGUCCAGGUAAGACAGGACGAAGGACCCCAGCCGAGAGAAGAGACGGCAAACAGGAAGCUGGAUGCUGCAAAUACACAAAUCUAAACACUAACACAGAAACCACCAAAGACUUCAUUUAAAAUAAAUGUAUGUCGCUGUCACUGUGGUGCUUUUUGAGGUUGUGAUUUUCUUUUUAGUUCUUCCUGUUUGAAAUGUUUUAUUUCUAUUAGUUAGCAUUAGCUAUUCUUUGCUCUGAUUGGAUGUUUAGUUAUAUUUGUUUCCAUGUUGUCUCAGCUCGCCGUCUCCCCGUCAUGUUCACCCAUGUACGCCCAUCGUGUCUCGUUCCCUCUUCCCUUGUCCCCUGUGUUGUAUCCUCCCUUCCUCUCUCAUGCUUCCUCCCUCCUUCUGUCUUUCGUACCAAGCUUGUGUGUCCCGGUUUAUAUCUCUCCGUGUUUCCUGUUUUAUUUUGAAAGUCUUGUGUUUUCAUGUCCAGUGUGUUUCCUUUUGCUUCCCCUGUGGUGUUCAUCUGUGUCAGCUGUGUUUCCACUUGGCUGUGUAUUGAAGUCCUCUGUCUGCCUCCGUUCAGCGUCAGGUCUCCUGUUUCCUGGACUUCAUCUCAUGUUUUCAAGUUUCGUUUUUUCCGGGUUCAUGCUCACGUUCACGUUUUUUCAUGUCUAGCUUUAGCUUCACCAGUUUAGGUCAUAGUUUAGUUCUCACCAUUGUUUCUCCUCCCUACAUUUUUCUGACAGCUAUGAUAAAGGAUCGCUUUUUGUUAAACUUCAGUUUGGGUCCACAAACACAGCGGCCAUCCCAGCCGUAACACGAAGUGAUUAAACAGCAGCCAUCCAAGAGAGCAUCAGAGCUCUGCGUGCACGUUUCAGACAGCAGACAGGUCGAUAUGUUUGAAAUGUAUGAUUAGGAAUAGACUGGGGUGAUCGUUUUAUUCUAAAUUAUAAUAUAUAAAGGUUUAUGUGGCUGAUUGUCUUUAUUGGGGCGUGUGGAGACACCCCUGUGGAUCGUGGGCGUGGCUUAUCUGGUAUAAUUAGCAGUCAGAGAGCCCUUUGGUUUGCUGUGCUUCACAGCUGCCGUGUAAGCUGGCGAGCUGAAGCUUCGAUAAAUAAAAAUAUGAACUCGUCUCUGCCUGCGUGAGUCUUGCUGCUCGAUGGUCGUUCCUUACAUACACGUUCAGUAUGAGACGGAGAAAGACAUGAUAUGUGACAUAACGAGCUCCACAAAGCCUCGUUUUAUCUCAGAUACAUAUCCAGAUAUGUAUGUCAGUAUGAAUUGGCCGGCAGAAAUCAAACACCACAUGUUUUUGAAUCAGUGAGCAAAUCAGAGUCGUGGGCGGCUGCAGAGAGAGUACAACUGCACAUUUACAUAGAAGCAGUGACUGUUAACACUGAAUCAGCUUCACGGGGACAAAUGAAGACGACCGAGGACGGCAGAGCUGUGUUUACACUGUCACCUCAUAAUGACUGCUGAACGGAGAGCACGAGGAGGUCGGGCCGUUUGAAAUGCAAAUGUAGCGCGAUGGAAGCCGGCUGACGAACGGAGCUCUGAUUAGAGAACGCUCAACGCUCCAACCUUUUUAUUUCCUGGUUUCAGCGCCGUCUAAUAGAAGCUGCCUCCUCUGAUUUCCUUUAUGUCACUGUGCAACACACACACACAGAAACGCAAACAAUCAAACAGGGAAACUGAAAUCCAAGCAGACACACGGGAAACUGUACAUUCAGCACAAUCCCACAGCAUGCUUCCCCUCAGAGUUCAGUGUGUGCCAGCGGCAUGAAUAAUGCACGUUAAUGUUGUGCACCUCGCUCUUCAAUGAAUAAUGAACAUAUAUCCAUUUCUCCUCCCUCUUUCUUUCCAUCUUACUGUCGGUCCAUUUCUCAGAGAUGCCAGCUGGAGAGAUGAGCUGUCUGAGGAUGAAGGAAUGAGAAGGAAGGAAGACGAAAAGGAGAGGAACCUCAGCCAGAGGAGACGAGAAGGAGAGAGGAGGAUGUUGGGAGUUUUGUGAAAGAGGACAGGCGAAGAAAAGGUUCAGUUUUUUUACUUUCAAGUGGAAAAGUCCAAGAAAAGACAGACAGACUGUCAGUGACAGAAGCUGAACGAGUGAAGGAGGAAACAUCUGGAUGGUCUCCAGUGUUGCGGCCUUCAAAGAUGGCCUCCAACUUCAAUGACAUCGUCAAGCAGGGCUACGUACGCAUGCGCAGCCGCAAGCUGGGGAUCUAUCGGCGUUGCUGGCUGGUGUUCAAGAAAUCUUCCAGCAAAGGACCUCGUCGUCUGGAGAAAUACCCCGACGAGAAGGCUGCUUACAUCAGAGCAUGUCCUAAAGUGACAGAGAUCAGCAAUGUGAAGAACAUCACACGACUGCCACGUGACACCAAGCGACAGGCGGUGGCCAUUGUGUUCACAGACGACACCUCACGCACCUUCACCUGUGAAUCAGAGCUGGAGGCUGAGGAUUGGUUCAAGACGCUGUCGAUCGAGUGUUUGGGGAUGCGACUUAAUGACAUCAGCAUGGGCGAGCCAGACCUGCUGGCUGCUGGAGUGCAGUGUGAACACACAGAGCGCUUCAACGUCUUCCUCCUCCCCUGCCCCAACCUGGACAUCUACGGCGAGUGCAUGAUGCAGAUCACCCACGAGAACAUCUACCUGUGGGACAUCCACAACCCUCGCACCAAGCUGGUCACCUGGCCGCUCUGCUCGCUGCGGCGCUACGGACGCGACGCCACCCGCUUCACCUUCGAGGCUGGACGGAUGUGUGACAGCGGCGAGGGACUCUACACCUUCCAGACCAGAGAGGGGGAGCAGAUCUACCAGAGGGUCCACUCGUCCACGCUAGCCAUCGCUGAGCAGCACAAGAAGGUCCUGCUGGAGAUGGAGAAGAACAGCAGGCUGCUGUCGAAGGGCUCAGAGUCUGGCUCGUACCCCUGCACCCCCACCGCCAUCCUGCCCCGAUCCGCCUACUGGCACCACAUCACUGGAAACCAGACCGGCAUGGAUCCCGGCAGCGGUGACGCCGCGGAAGACGAGCUGCUGUCCACCCGCCUGCCUCCCGACCGCCACGCGACGCUGCCCCUGGCAAACACACACACGCAGUCUCAGCCACACAUACACACACACUCCCCGACACACUACCCCACCUUCCCCGGACAGUGACACACA
Haplochromis burtoni (Burton's mouthbrooder) is the source of this 3761-nucleotide messenger RNA. RefSeq names its product docking protein 4 (gene dok4). The coding region runs from base 2754 to 3755 and encodes 333 amino acids. Gene Ontology annotation, cellular component: cytoplasm. Gene Ontology annotation, biological process: cell surface receptor protein tyrosine kinase signaling pathway; positive regulation of MAPK cascade. The record is from RefSeq and is a predicted model, not a curated record. The transcript is spliced from 8 exons. NCBI's taxonomy places the organism in Eukaryota, Metazoa, Chordata, Actinopteri, Cichliformes, Cichlidae.